GCUACUUUACAGGAUGGGCUCUUUCUUCACCCUGCUUCUCACCCUGCCCUCACUCAGCGCUCUUGACUGAGUGUGAAAGGCAUUUGGCAGAGAUGACUGACAGCCCUAUCUAUUGCACGAUAGAGCUGCCUGCCGCACCCCGAGUCCAAGAUGACUCCAGAUGGAAGCUCAGAGGCUGUGUCUCUGCAGUUGUCUUACACCGGCCUGGUUUCUCCUGCUUUGGGAUGGUGGCUUUCGGCCUAUUGACUGUGAUUCUCAUGGGUUUACUGAUGUACCAACGGAUCUCGUGCUGUGGUUCCAAGGACUCCAAGGACUGUGCCCAGUGCCCCAGCUGCCCCAACUUCUGGGUGAGGAAUGGUAGCCACUGUUACUAUUUCUCGCUGGAGAAAAGGGACUGGAAUUCCAGUCUGAAAUUCUGUGCAGACAAAGGCUCACAGCUCCUUACAUUUCCAGACAACGAGGAAGCGAAGCAGUUCCAAGAGCGCCUGGGCCAGGACUUUCACUGGAUUGGCUUGAGAAACAAUAAUGGCUGGAGGUGGGAAGGUGGCCCAGCUCUAAGCUUAAGGAUCCUCCAUAACAGCUUGAUACAGAAGUGUGGUGCCAUCCACAAAGCUGGCCUUCAAGCCUCCAGUUGUGAAGUUCCUUUAAAGUGGAUCUGUAAGAAGGCCAUACACUGAUGGAUGCCACUGUGUCCUGAGCCUUGGAUCUGCCGCUGGGUCUUUAAAAAGAGGGGACCAGCCCAUUGAAUCUUUGUCUACAAAUGUAUGCUUAUCAAAUGCCAAACCUGUUAUGAUACGCUCUUAGACAGAGGAUUAGUGCUGCCUCCUGAGGUUGGCAUUUUCCUGCUGGGCUUUCUCAGAGACUGCUUAAGUAUUAUGCUAGCCGUUUAAAGCCUAGAUCUGGGCAAAU
Molecule: messenger RNA, 909 nt
Organism: Acomys russatus (golden spiny mouse)
Lineage: Eukaryota; Metazoa; Chordata; Mammalia; Rodentia; Muridae
Gene: Klrg1
Product: killer cell lectin like receptor G1
Exons: 5
Coding region: 93-677 (194 amino acids)
Source: RefSeq, a predicted model, not a curated record